This is a messenger RNA of Melampsora larici-populina 98AG31, 1616 nucleotides long. RefSeq lists its product as uncharacterized. Lineage: Eukaryota; Fungi; Basidiomycota; Pucciniomycetes; Pucciniales; Melampsoraceae. The transcript is spliced from 3 exons. Gene Ontology annotation, molecular function: zinc ion binding; ubiquitin protein ligase activity. The coding region runs from base 43 to 1413 and encodes 456 amino acids. The record is from RefSeq and is a predicted model, not a curated record. Gene Ontology annotation, cellular component: cytoplasm.
GAAUUUCUCCUUGAACUUUGGCUCAAUGAGUCAAGUAUAGAAAUGUCAUCGACCUUACCACCGAAUGAAGAAACAGCGAACAAGGAAUCAUCAUCUCGAUCUUCUCCCACUGCAAGCGCUAGUACCAAUACUAUCAAUCGACCACAAGAAGUAACGAUUCCUGAUUUACUCAUUCAACAAUCUUCACUAGAAUCUGAAGCAGCAGAAGUCCUUCCAUUCGAUUGUACACGGUGUACAAGAUCACUUGGACCAUUACGGCAAUCGAUUUAUUCAUGUUUAACUUGUAAUCCACCUCAAGAAACUCAAGAUUCCAAAACAAAUUCUCAAGCAGGAAUUUGUGCUUCAUGUUCAAUUAAUUGUCAUACUGAUCAUCAAUUAGUUGAAUUAUUUAUUAGAAGAAAUUUUCUUUGUGAUUGUGGUACGAAAAGAUGUAAUGAAGGAAAAUGUGAAUUAAGAUUAGAAGAUCAAAAUUCGGAAGAUGAAGUUGAAAAUUUAAAUAAAUAUGAUCAUAAUUUUAAUGGUGAAUUUUGUAUUUGUGAAAGAGGAAAAAAGUAUGAUCCAGAAACUGAAACUGAAGAUAUGUAUCAAUGUUUAUCUUGUGAAGACUGGAGGCAUGCUAGUUGUCUAGGAGGUUUUCCGGAUCCCGAAACUUGGGAUGAUUUGAUCUGUGCAAAAUGUGUAAUGGGGAAUCCUACGAUAAAGACGAUGAUGGAAAAACAUGCGGGUGGUCCUGGUACUGGGAUGAUGAUUGGUGUACCUAAAGAGGCGAACAAGACAGAUUCAGCUAUAGAAUGGUAUGGUCAACUUAUUCCUUCAGCAUCUGCGGAAAAGGUGGAAGAGAAAGGCUCUGAUCAGCUCAAAGAAGGAAGUUCAAGUACUACACCACUCGAAUCUACGAGUCAGACUAUUCAGGUGCCUCAAAAACGUAAUUUAUCUGAAGACGACGGACCAGAAUCAUCAGAGAAGCGAACAUGCCUCGAAAAGCCGAAUAUCAAUCAUACUUCAAGAUGUAUGGCUCCUUUCCAAAACAGUACGGAUAGUUUACUUUCAAGAGUGAACCCGAGCACGGUCAAUAUAUUCUUGACAGCUGGUUGGAGACAACGGUGGUGUAAAUGUUUGACCUGUUUUCAGCUUUUGAGUCAAAUUAGUUGGUUAGGUUCAGAAGAAGAAGAAGUUUGGGAACCUGAAGAUGAUCAAGAUUCAGCUAAAUCAUUACAUGAAUUAGGUAUGGAAGCUUUUAAGAAUUUACCACAAGAACAUAAAAUUGAAAGUUUACAUGCUUAUAAUAAAUUAAGAGAUCAUAUGAUGAGUUUUUUGAAACCAUUUGCUGAAAAGAAUUUGACUGUAACUGAAGAAGCUAUUAAAGAAUUCUUUUCUAAUGAAAAAGAAAAGAUUAAGAAGAAGGAUUGGUAAGAUAUAUAUUGAAAUUUAGAGUGAUUUAGGGUUGUAGUUUUUGUUCUGAUCAAGGAGAGAUUGUUUGUAGUGUUUCUUUUAGAAUUGUUGAUCAGAGUGUUUUUUGUUUUCCUUGGUUCUUUUGGAUCACUUCCUAAGAACUUUUAUGCUUUUUACUCGUCUUUGUUCUCGUAUAUGCAAUUAUCUUCUUAAUCAGAACUUGG